GUGGAUAUGCCCCUUCUCCCCGCCCUACGCCGUCCCGCGGCCGAGUUGAUAAACUCGGACGCGGGGCCCUGGGGCUGUCCCCGGGCACCGAGGAGGAAGGCGCCCCUCACCAUGGCUGCGCGGUCUCUCCUGCUGAUCCGCGGCGGGCGCGUGGUCAACGACGACUGCUCGCAGGAGGCCGACGUGCUGGUGGAGGACGGCGUGGUGCGGGCGGUGGGGCGCCACCUGCUGCCGCCCGGGGACGCGCCCGCCGGGCUGCGGGUCCUCGACGCCGCCAGCAAGCUGGUCCUGCCCGGCGGCAUCGACACGCACACACACAUGCAGUUCCCCUUCAUGGGCUCGCGCUCCGUGGACGACUUCCAUCUGGGCACCAAGGCUGCCCUGGCAGGAGGCACCACCAUGAUCAUUGAUUUUGCUAUUCCACACAAAGGCCACUCCCUCAUUGAGGCCUUUGACACCUGGCGAAGCUGGGCUGAUCCCAAAGUCUGCUGCGACUAUAGCCUUCAUGUGGCGGUGACGUGGUGGAGUGACCAGGUUAAAGAAGAAAUGAAAAUCCUCACCCAGGAUAAAGGUGUGAACUCCUUCAAGAUGUUUAUGGCUUAUAAAGAUAUGUACAUGGUGAGAGAUGUGGAGCUGUACGAGGCCUUCUCUCGGUGCAAGGAGAUCGGAGCCAUUGCUCAAGUUCAUGCCGAAAAUGGAGACCUAAUUGCGGAGGGAGCAAAGAAGAUGUUGGCGUUGGGGAUAACGGGUCCCGAGGGCCAUGAGCUGUGCCGUCCAGAAGCGGUGGAGGCAGAAGCCACGCUGAGGGCCAUCACCAUAGCCAGCGCCGUGAACUGCCCUCUCUACAUCGUGCACGUGAUGAGCAAGUCUGCGGCAAAGGUGGUGGCGGAUGCCCGGAGAGAUGGGAAGGUGGUCUACGGAGAACCCAUCGCAGCAGGUCUCGGCACAGAUGGCACCCACCACUGGGAUAGAGAAUGGCUCCAUGCCGCCCACCAUGUUAUGGGUCCACCGCUGCGACCGGACCCUUCAACGCCUGACUUCCUCAUGAAUCUGUUGGCUAACGAUGACCUAACCACAACAGGGUCUGACAACUGUACUUUCAACAGCUGCCAGAAAGCUCUUGGGAAGGAUGAUUUUACCAAGAUUCCCAAUGGAGUGAAUGGUGUUGAGGACCGGAUGUCGAUAAUAUGGGAAAAAGGCGUGCACAGUGGCAAGAUGGAUGAAAACCGGUUUGUGGCAGUUACCAGCACAAACGCAGCUAAAAUCUUUAACCUCUAUCCAAGAAAAGGAAGAAUAGCUGUGGGCUCAGAUGCUGACAUUGUGAUUUGGGACCCAAAAGCCACAAGGACCAUUUCGGCAAAAACUCAUCAUCAGGCCGUCAACUUCAACAUCUUCGAGGGCAUGGUUUGCCAUGGGGUGCCCCUGGUGACUAUUUCAAGAGGCAAAGUGGUAUAUGAAGCUGGAGUUUUCAGUGUCUCAGCAGGAGAUGGGAAGUUUAUUCCUCGUAAACCGUUUGCUGAAUAUAUUUACAAACGGAUCAAGCAGCGGGACCAGACUUGCACACCUACCCCCGUGAAGCGUGAACCCUAUAAAGGAGAAGUCGUCACACUGACAUCCAGAGGGACAAAAGAAGACUCCACGCAUGGGACCAGGAAACAGGCCCAGCCCUGACCACAUGCUGACGAGGGAAAAUAAUGACUUCAACAGUGGAAGAUUCUGCGGAGCCCAUCUUAACUAAGCGAAGAAAGAUUGCCUCACCAGUAACGAGGCGUGUCAGCACGACCUACCCUGAUCUCGUGCAUUGAGGUGAGCAUGUCAGCACUUCUGUGGUACUGUUGCUAAAAAAUACGUCUCCGGGGUUUCCUUACUAGGAAACAUCGGACAAACCCAAGUCAAAGGACAUUUUACUAAAUAACUGGCAGCACUCUUCAGAAGUGUCAAGGUCAUGAAAGAAAAAGAAAGAGACACUAAGGAACUGUCCCCAAUCAGACGAGAGUAAGGAACUAUAGCAAACAAAUACAAUGCGUGAGCCUGGACUGGAUCAAGGACCAGUCCUUGGGACAUUAAUGGGAUGUCAGUGGAACAUUGGUGAAAAUCCAAUGAGUUUUAUAGAUUCUGCAUUUUCCAAAGGCUGUUACCUGGUUUCAACAGUUGUGCUGCAGUUAUAUAAGAUGGUAACUUUCAGAGAUGAGGGGUGAUGGGUAGAUGGAACGUGGUACUAUUUUGCAAUGUUUUUGUAAGUCUGAAAAAUUUUCAAAAUGAAAAGUUUAAAAAAUUUGAUGUUUCUUUCUUUCCUACUCGGACACCAUAGAGAAAACAGAAUCAGUAUUUUUUUUUUCCUUAGGUAAUAUCGGGGAAAUAUGUCUCUGUGCUACACAGUAUACAUUGAGUAUCAUGAAAAAGAGGCCCAAGGUGAACAUUGUAACCAGUCUUUCAUAUGAUUUUAAUAAAUGUGUUCUCUAAAUAAAUGUGGCUGGAAGAUUUGGUAAAAGAGGAAAAACCAAAGAGACCCAGGAAAGUAGAGGGUAGGAGAGAGGAGAUGGUGGGAAGAACUUGGGAGCUGCUGGAGAUGGGUUUUGGAAAGAGUUCUUGAAUAAGGGUGCAGAAGGCAGACAGACAGUUGUGAGAAUAGGAAAUAGCCAUGAAGGAUGUUAAGGAGGGCAGAGAAGGGACAGAAGCACUGAAAGAUAUUUUCCUGGCAUCAUACAUGUAUGCUCCCCUUCAUAUUUGCUUGUGAGUCUAUAGUAGAGAUUUUGAUUUUUUCCAAUUUUUUUCUUUGAAUAUUAAUCUAUGCUGAGACUCAUCCUUGCAGGGCCUGGGUUAUUGUCCUGUUACACAGACACACAGUCCAGACCACGUGUCUGGUCUGUGAGACAGACAGCUUCACCAUUUACCUGGGAGCCCUUUAUGGAAAAAAGUGGCUUGACCCUGCAAACUCAAGCCGCUGAAGGACCCUGCUGUGCAGUUCUCUCUUGCUGGGGAUGAGAACGGGCUGCUGUCAGUAGCCUUGAGAACAAUCGCUGGCACAGGGUGGACGAAGAGCUGUGUGGGGUCUCUGCUGGGUUGUCUUCACCGGCAAUGUCCAUUUGUUUCUUCCCAAUCACUUCUAAGAUCGGAAGCCAGAAAUGAAUCUGAAAAGACACAAAGUUGGAUGAAUGAGCAUUAGAAUUAUUUCAGUUGCCACUGACAUAAACUUUUCAAAAGACUUUGAAAAUGGCCAGAAAAGCUUGUUCUUAAGAAUUGUUUUGGUCUUUCAUUGUCUAUGAAAUAUUUUCCGAUUCUGUAAGUUGUAGAUGGCUGAUGGCAACAAUACAAAUGAUUCUUGUCCAUAGGCAUGCAAAUGAAUUUCACCCAGUAGAAUACAACUGAUCCUCCCAUCCACCCUGUUGGAACAAGCCAGUUUUACAUCUAUUAAGCAAAUUAAUUUUGGUCUUCUCAGUGGUUUGUAUAUAUGUGUGUGAUUUAAGUUGUUCUUUGAAUUGGUUGGAAUUUCUUACUGUUCCCUUUUUAAUUAAUAAGUUGAAUAAAGUCUUUGAUGAGUGUUCAUUUUA
Messenger RNA from Cervus elaphus (red deer), 3551 nucleotides. RefSeq names its product dihydropyrimidinase (gene DPYS). The transcript is spliced from 10 exons. Gene Ontology annotation, biological process: pyrimidine nucleobase catabolic process. Gene Ontology annotation, cellular component: cytosol; cytoplasm. The record is from RefSeq and is a predicted model, not a curated record. Gene Ontology annotation, molecular function: dihydropyrimidinase activity. The coding region runs from base 7 to 1671 and encodes 554 amino acids. Lineage: Eukaryota; Metazoa; Chordata; Mammalia; Artiodactyla; Cervidae.